Molecule: messenger RNA, 751 nt
Organism: Paramecium tetraurelia
Lineage: Eukaryota; Ciliophora; Oligohymenophorea; Peniculida; Parameciidae
Exons: 2
Biological process (GO): negative regulation of MAPK cascade; protein dephosphorylation
Cellular component (GO): cytoplasm
Molecular function (GO): MAP kinase tyrosine/serine/threonine phosphatase activity; protein tyrosine/threonine phosphatase activity
Source: RefSeq, a predicted model, not a curated record
AUGAUAUAAAAAUUAAACAAGUGGGAUUGCAUAAUUGACCCAAUUAUCAAAAACAAUUAAUAGAUUGGUGGUUUAUAUCUGGCUGAUAUAGAUUGUGCAUUAAGCCAAGAAUUAUUACAAUAAUUAUAAGUUGGAGCCUUGCUUAGUGUUAUCGAUGAACCUAAAGUAACCACUUCUCCCAACAUAAUCCAUCAAGUAAUUAACAUUCCAGAUUGCACUGAAUAAAACAUUCAAGAAUAUUUCCCAAAAACUAAUGAAUUCAUAGAAAGACACAGAUAACAUACUAAUGUUAUGGUUCAUUGUUUUGCUGGAAUCUCCAGAAGUGCGUCAGUUGUUAUUGCAUACAUCAUGCAAAAGUUCAAUUGGGGUUUUCAAAGAACUCUCAAUUCAGUUAUUGCAAGGAGACCCUAAGUCAAACCAAAUUCAGGUUUCGUCAAAUAACUGAUUUAAUAUGAAACCUAGAAUAGAAAUAGACCAUCCUCAUAAUAACACAGGAUUCUAAACACUAUUAACACUGUUAUUGAUAAAAUACCUUAUUAAUCAGAUAGCAAAAAUAAUAAAUACUUUUAACCAUCAAAAUUAGAUUUAAAUUAAUUGGAAAUGGAAAUUACUAAAAGACAAUAAGAUUUAUAGAUAUUAAGGAUGAAAUAUUAACAAUUAAAUGACAAGAUUGUAAAUAGGAACAAUGUUUAUGUUUCUGCUUUUGAAUGAGAUGAUUUUUCACACUUAUAUAUUAUACCAAUUUGUUAAA